AUGGAGGAGAUAGAGGUCCCUUGCUGCUUCGUCUGCCCCAUCUCCCUGCAGAUCAUGAAGGACCCGGUGACCACCACCACCGGUGCCACAUACGACCGCCAAAGCAUCGAGCGGUGGCUCCUCGUUGACCGCCGCCGAACCUGCCCCGCCACCAACCAGCCCCUCCCCGCCCCCUCCGAGCUCACCACGAACCACACCCUCCGGCGACUCAUCCACGCCUGGCUCGCCACCGGCGAGAGCCACCGUCGGCGCCUCGUUGAGAGCCUCGCAGCCGCGAUAAUCGAGAGCUCCAGGGAGAACCAGGCGGACAUGGCCGAGCAGGCCCUGAGCAUCCUCCUCUCCCUCGUGGCCGAACCAGAGGAACUCAAACCUCUCGUGGAGUGCAAUAACCACGAACUCGUUCACUCUCUGGCGUGGUUUCUGUGUUCCAGAGUAACUACACAGGCGAUUAUCGCCAUGAGUAUCGUCUUCGAGCUGGGUGGCAGGAGCUGCGUGGAGAGGCUGAAGCCGGAGUUCUUCCCUCCGGUAGUCGGUUUCCUGCGCGCUCGGAGGUCACCGUCGGAGAUGAAGGCCGCGCUGAAGGUGCUGCUCGCCGCCGGCGAAUGCGGCGCCAACCGGGGGAUGAUGGUGGACGCCGGCGCCAUCGGCGAGCUAGUGGAGCUCGAGCUAGCCGCGCCGUCUUGCCGGAGGACGACGGAGCUGGUGCUAGCCGUGCUGGCGAAGCUCUGCAUGUGCGCCGAGGGGCGGGCGGAGCUGCUGCGGCAUCCGGCGGCGAUCGCCGUGGUGGGGAAGACGUUGCUGAGGGUGUCCCCGGCGGCGGACGACGAGGCGCUGAGGAUUUUGUAUCAAGUCUGCAAGUUCUCCGGGAGGAAGGAGGUGGCGGAGGAGAUGCUGAGGGUGGGAGCGGUGGCCAAGGUCUUUAUGGUGCUGCAAGCCGACUGCCCCCCCGCCGCCAAGAAGAAGGCCAAGUGGAUCCUCGGGUUGCACCCGGUGACGUGGAGCAGCUCGCCUUGUACAGCCGUCUACGCGUUGACCGGCUACACUCAAUUUUGA
Molecule: messenger RNA, 1053 nt
Organism: Spirodela intermedia
Lineage: Eukaryota; Viridiplantae; Streptophyta; Magnoliopsida; Alismatales; Araceae
Source: the annotation of a GenBank genome assembly